GCUGGAGAUGUUCGUUAACGGCGAAGCGCUUUCUUAAGUCGGAGUCGCUCGUCGCGGUCACGCUUUCACUCAGAGGCGCCGUAAACGGGACUUGGUGAUCAUGUGGACCUCAGCAGCUUUCGCUCGGAGUUAACGCUCACAUAUCUGCGAAGAUGUGGUUAGCCAACUUCAAAAAUCAGCCGAUAAAUUACGACAGAGAAAACAAACCAAGGGACGAAUACCAGAAUACGUGACAGGGUAUUGUUUGAGGAUGGAAAGGAGCGCGUCGGAGCGGACCGCGCUGCGGCGGUUCGGGGACAGCGGCAUGAUGCUCCUACCCUGGACCAAACAGAUCCUGACCGUGCUGUGGGAGCACCUGCGCCUGCUGGUCCAGGUCAUCUGCUGCACCUUGAUUUCGGUUUUCCAGAUGUUCAGGUUUGAAGUCCACCUGAGAAUUACAGACGAGACAGGGCAACACAUUCAGCACAUGACAAGUGGUUCGGGAGACCCUUCUGACAGUUUCCUGCUCUCCUCCUUGUUUGAAAACAACAAAACCAUGGUGGUGGGGGGUUCCAAUCCGCUUUCGAAAUUUGGCAGGGACCCCUUUGACGUGAGCUCCCACUCCAGAGCUGUCCUGUCCAGUCUGGUCAGCGACGAACUCUGUUGCUCCUUGGUGGACGACCUCGUGUCCCACGCAACAGAGUGCCUCAAUGACACCGAAGAUCUCUACAUUGGAGAUCACUCCGUGUGGAAACACGGAUACGACUGGACCAUAUUAGGCGGAUCAGAGAGGAAAUGCAGAGAGAACACCUGCACGUUUACCGCACAUGUGUCUGGGUUUUCUGCAAAGCAGUUUGUAAAGCAUCAGAAGCCCGUCUGUGAUCCUGAUGCAUGCGGUUCAUCUACUGAGGAUGUUCAAGCUCCGUGUCAAGUGCAGUCAGUCGGGCAAUUCUCAGACAGCGAGUUCAGCUGGGGAAGCACGGACAGCUCAUGUUUUGAAGGAGAACGUGAAGAGAACGACAAACUCUGGGACCUUCUGACCAGCUCGACGGAUCCAUAUCACCCUCUGCACUUCAAGGCAUGUUUGUCCAGUGCGGUUCCUGAAAAAAGCAAAGCGCAGGUGGUUUUGAAGGCUGAAAGUCCCACUGUAUCACGAUCCACUGCAUCUACAGGCUCCGAUUCCUCCAAACCAGGUUCUGAAGAUGAAGAAGAGGAGGCCUUAUGGAGAUCUCUCUCUCAGAAUGAUGACCCAUAUCACCCGUUGAAUUUCAGAGCCCCUCUUCAAAGCUCACCAGCUACAUCAGUACCUUCAAAACGUGAUUUGUCCAGUGAUAACACACAAAAUAAAACCAAUAGACUCUUAAAAUCUUCGAGAAGCUCAAAGCCGUCGUUACCGUCAAGUAAAGUUGCUCGCCAUUGCUGCCACAAAUUACCAGUUGAGACAUUAUCAGUGGUGCCAUGGAGAAGACAUGCUGGACUGACUGCUCUUCAGGGCGACCGAAGGAAACGUCCCAAUUUUAAGAAGGUGAAGUUUUCUCCUAUCCUGCAAGUCCACAAGAUGCAAGCUUGGUCCUUUGCUUUUCAAGCAUCUCGUAAGGGACCGUGGGAGGAGUUUGCGCGGGACAGAGACCGUUUCCGAAAGAGGAUCAGUGAAACUGAGAAGGCCAUUGGCUACUGUUUCAGUUUGUCACACAGGGAAAAGCUGUGGGCUAAUAAGGACAGAGUACAGAAGUAACCGGCCCUAGAUCUGCAAAAAUUGUUUUCUGAUUGUAAUUAUUGAUCUUAUAGCUCACAGGCCAGCCUCUAGACUUGAUUUUAUUGAUUUAAAUUGACAUUUAUACCUCACUGCUGUGUCCCAACACACACUGACUGCUACAGAAUGCGGUUGCUAAUUUUUUAUUAUUUUUUGUUACGUCUUACAAUCUUCUCAGUGUGACUGAUCACACACAUUUAUUUUAUUUACUCAAAUUAUGUUGGAGUUCUGGACUAGUGUUAUUUAAUUUAAAGUUAUAGUUCACCUAAAUUCUACCAACGUUUCCCCUUAUGCUAUUGCAAGUUCCAAAACUUUAUUUUUUUUUUCAUGUGAAAAUACAAAAGAAGACUUAUUGAAAAAUGGCAAUGUAAAUACUAUGAAAGUCAGAGGGUCAGCGUUGUUUUGAACUCACUGGCUUUCAAUGUAUGGACAAAAUAGUUAGGUAAAAAUAGUUUUUAAAAGUUCAUUUUAAACAUUUGUCAUUUUAAAACAGUUUAGUAAUAAUUCUAACAUUUCUCCUCUUGAAUUUACAAAAGGGAAAAAAAACGUCACUCAGUUUUGGAAAAAAAAAAGAUGAAAUGUUUAUUUUUGGGUAAAUUGUACCUUGUUUAUUCCAAUGGCUUUAAAUGGUGUGAAAAUAGGCUGCUUUUGUAUUAUUCAUAAUGUUGACGAAAUUGCAAAAAAAAAAAAAGUUACAGUGGACCUCAAUGUUUACAUUUUUCUAUAUAUAGAUAUAUAUUUGUUCAAAUACUCUGUUAAAAUGUUUGCGAUCAGUAAGAUUUUUCAUACUAUUAUGAUUUUGAAUCAUUUUUUCAGCAAGGACACAUUCAAAUGCAUCAGUUUAUUCAAAGUUUUUAACAAGCCCAACAAUUUUCAAGGUAAUAUUAAGAAAUGUUUGAGUAUAUAAUGUUUCACAUUAUUACUGUUUAACUGAAUUUAGACCAAAUAAAUGCAGCCUUAUCGAGCCUAAAAUCUUCUUUUAAAAGAUCUUACAGACCCCAAACUUUUAAACAGUAGUGAAUAUGUUGGAAACGACGUCCUGCAAUCUACAAUCCUACAAAAACAGAUGCUGUUAUAAAAUGUUUGGUACAUUUUACUUCACUGAUCAAUUGUGGUUUGUACUUGAGAAUAAAUUAAAUGACAGGGUU
Messenger RNA from Puntigrus tetrazona (Sumatra barb), 2880 nucleotides. Its product is annotated as protein phosphatase 1, regulatory subunit 15B. Gene Ontology annotation, biological process: response to endoplasmic reticulum stress. Gene Ontology annotation, cellular component: endoplasmic reticulum; protein phosphatase type 1 complex. Lineage: Eukaryota; Metazoa; Chordata; Actinopteri; Cypriniformes; Cyprinidae. Bases 251 to 1714 code for a protein of 487 amino acids. The record is from RefSeq and is a predicted model, not a curated record. Gene Ontology annotation, molecular function: protein phosphatase regulator activity. The transcript has 3 exons.